ACUCUCUGCUAUUGUUUUGGAAAUUUCACUCGAGACUAAUGCUAUUACGCUAACAGUCAAAAACUGAAGCCCAUCAUUUGGAAUAUAAAAAAGUUACCAUCUUUAUGUAGUUUUUCUUUUGUGAACUUCACAUAAAGAAAAAGAAGAAAAUAUGGGUAGUUGUGUUUCAAAGCAAGGAAGCUUUGGGGGAUUGUCAAAGAAGAAGAAAAGGAGGAUUCUGUGCAGAAGAAAGACCAUUAAAAGGAGGGUUUCUUCUCGCAAGCUUGAAAGUGGGGAAUUUGCUGCUGGUUCUAAGGAUUUUUCUCGUGCUAGUUCUACCGUCCAAGUGACAGGAAGUGCAGACUUGGCAUGGCGUGAUUGCUUUUCAGUAUUUGAAUCUGAAUUGGAUGAAGAUUUUUAUAGCCUCCAUGAUGAGGUAGUAUCUGUGACCGGCUCUGAAAAUGCAUCUGCAUUGAGUGUAUCGUCUCCUAGAGAUUUGAGUCUAAUUAACAAUGUUAAUUCUCAAUCGAGGGCGAAUGAUAAUCAGACUGAGGGGAGUGCUGUGUUUGUGGAUGAUAUUUCUAGUGAAAGUAUUCGUGGGAAUGAAAAGCAAGCUGCGCAUCAUGUCGAACUUCUUCCAAAUACUUGCUUGCCUUGUCUUCAUUCGGCUGCCCCUUCACUUGAGAGAAAAAGAUCGUUUAACCCAAGUACUCUUAGUUCAAAGAAGAAAGCACCUCUGAAACUAUCCUUUAAAUGGAGGGACGGACAUGCCAAUCCGACAUUAGUUUCUCCGAAGGUGGGUUUCCAAAGACCGGUAGCUGGUACCUCAGUCCCACACUGUCCGAAAGAGAAAAGCAUGCCUGAUUGUUGGUCUCCUCUCGAGCCAAAAUCUUUCAAGGUCCGUGGCCAGAACUACUUUAGGGACAAAAAGAAGGAAUUUGCUUCAAACUUUGCAGCAUUUCAUCCCUUUGGAGUUGACCUCUUCUUAUCUCCACGCAAAAUUGAUCACAUUGCUCGUUUUGUGGAACUUCCGGUUUUUAAUUUAUCUGAAGAAAUCCCUGCUAUUCUUGUUGUAAAUAUUCAGAUUCCGUUGUACCCUAUUACAAUCUUUCAAAGUGAAAACGAUGGAGAAGGAAUGAAUUUGGUGUUGUACUUUAAACUAUCAGAAAGUUACUCAAAAGAGCUCCCACUUCAGUUCCGAGAAAAUAUUAUACGGUUUAUCAAUGAUGAGGUAGAGCGAGUUAAAGGAUUCCCCGUAGAUACUAUUGCACCUUUUAGGGAAAGACUGAAAAUGAUUGGUCGAGUGGCAAAUGUUAUGGAUCUUCAUUUAAGCACAGCUGAGAAGAAGCUUAUGAAUGCUUAUAAUGAAAAGCCGGUUCUCUCGCGACCUCAGCAUGAAUUUUACUUGGGCGAGAACUACUUUGAGAUUGAUUUAGAUUUGCAUAGAUUUAGCUACAUAUCUAGAAAAGGUUUCGAGGCGUUUCAGGACAGAUAUAAGUUGUGUAUACUGGAUUUUGGCUUGACAAUUCAGGGAAAUAAACCCGAAGAUUUACCGGAGAACAUGCUAUGCUGCAUACGAUUGAAUCAAAUCAACCACAUUAAUUAUGGUCAACUGCAGUUAUAGGCAAGAACUCUUCUUUUUACUAGGGCAAAUGCUUGAAUGCUGUUUUCACCAUCAACCCAAAGUUGAUCAGCAAUACAAAUAGUUUCUUUAUUAUUUCUUUUAAAGCCUUCCUUCCUCAUUCCAUUACAACCUAGAUUUCGUCUUGAUUUUCAGGUUACAAAUAAAAAAUCUUACAAGUUGUAUCAUCCCAUUUUUACAAUCAGUGUUAAACUUCCAUUUUUUUUUUCUUUUUGGUAUAUAAAUAUUCAGAUAUAAAGUUCUGAUCAAGGUGGAAAGAAAAAGGAAUAAAAGGAAAGACCAUAUGCUAUGCAUAUUUAUUCA
This is a messenger RNA of Gossypium raimondii (Peruvian cotton), 1924 nucleotides long. RefSeq lists its product as uncharacterized. Bases 152 to 1603 code for a protein of 483 amino acids. The transcript has 9 exons. The record is from RefSeq and is a predicted model, not a curated record. Lineage: Eukaryota; Viridiplantae; Streptophyta; Magnoliopsida; Malvales; Malvaceae.